GAAAGUCUCUGUUGCACUUCGCCGCAAGUCAGGAUGUCUCAAGAAGCCAAGAUGAAGGAAGCCGCCAAGGCAAAGGUGCAGGAAUCGACGGACCCCCUUGAGAAGCUGAGGAACCACUGCCUCUCCCAAGGUUAUUCGGGCAUUCUAUCCCUCGGGAGGCUGUUCCGUCGACUGGACAAGGACCGCUCAUGGACACUGUCGAAGGACGAACUGAGCAAAGGAGUGGCUCAGUUCGGCCUCGACUUCUCUGAGGGCGACGUCACCAAGCUCUUUGCCGCUUUCGAGAAGGACGGGCAGUCGGGCAUCAACUACGAGGAGUUCCUGGAUGCCCUUAGGCCGACCAUGUCCGCCCCUCGAAAGGACGCUGUGGAGGCCGUCUUCAAGCACCUGGACAAGACCGGCGACGGCGUGGUGACUCUGGCGGACCUGAAGGGCGUGUACUCGGCCAAGAACCACCCGAAGGUCCUCAAGAAGGAGGCCACAGAGGAGGAGCUGCUCACCAAGUUCCUCAACAUGUUCGAGAGUAACUCCUCCGUCGAUGGGAAGGUAACCAAGAAGGAGUUCACCGACUACUAUUCAGGGCUUAGCAAGGCUAUUGAUGACGAUGACUACUUCGUCUCAGUCGUCAAGAUGAGCUGGGGCCUGUAAACACAUCGCUGGCCUGUAAAGUCAUCUACAGUGCCUUUAGU
Messenger RNA from Penaeus monodon (black tiger shrimp), 689 nucleotides. RefSeq names its product crustacean calcium-binding protein 23-like. NCBI's taxonomy places the organism in Eukaryota, Metazoa, Arthropoda, Malacostraca, Decapoda, Penaeidae. The record is from RefSeq and is a predicted model, not a curated record. Gene Ontology annotation, molecular function: calcium ion binding.